Messenger RNA from Cydia amplana, 1587 nucleotides. It is a transcript of the gene nes, whose product is annotated as lysophospholipid acyltransferase 5. Gene Ontology annotation, cellular component: membrane. The record is from RefSeq and is a predicted model, not a curated record. Lineage: Eukaryota; Metazoa; Arthropoda; Insecta; Lepidoptera; Tortricidae. Gene Ontology annotation, biological process: lipid modification; phosphatidylcholine biosynthetic process. The transcript is spliced from 3 exons. Bases 25 to 1467 code for a protein of 480 amino acids. Gene Ontology annotation, molecular function: 1-acylglycerophosphocholine O-acyltransferase activity; lysophospholipid acyltransferase activity.
UAUUAAUUUCUUGCUUUUCAGACCAUGUGGGGCCUAUUCUUCUCUCUGCUGAGCUGGGUGGGGCUCAGCCCUGUCCCAUUUGUUGCAGACUUGAUUGGAACAUCAGAACCGGCUCUCAAAUUGCUCCUGUCGAUCUUUAUGGUCUAUCCUCUGGCAAUAGUAUACCAUCAAUAUGUCAAACAACAUAAAGUGUUACGGAAUAUCUACUUCAUUGUGACAGGCUUUGACAUAGCUCUAUACAACUUUGGAAUAUCAAUGUACCAUAACCUUAUCCCAACGCUUGGUAUAUAUUUAACCACAAUGAUUUUUGGGCCAGGAAAGAUAAAUGUUAUUAUAACAUUUGUGUUAAAUGUAACUUAUCUUAUGGCUGGAUAUAUUUUGACAGAAUCUGAAGACUAUGACAUUACAUGGACAAUGCCUCACUGUGUGUUGACUCUGAAGCUUAUAGCGUUGUCAUUUGACAUGUGGGACUACCAAAGGAUGAAAGCAGGAGAGCAACUGUCUGCUACAAAUCAAAAGACAGCAAUUGAGAAUCCACCCACAUUAGUGGAGCUGCUUGGAUUUGUGUACUUUCCCUCCUGUUUCCUAGUGGGCCCUCAGUUUUCAUUCCAACGCUACAUUGACUUUGUCCAUGGGAAGUUCCCAUUGGAGCAGCAUGCUGGCCUAUAUGAAAAGGAAUCACUCAAGAGACUUCUGCAAGGCAUACUUUAUUUGGUAGCAUUCCAACUAGGAGUAAGUGUAUUUAGUAUGCAGUACAUGCAAUCAGACGAGUUCUGGGAGCGGUCCAUCUUCUACCGCCACCUGUAUUGCGGGCUGUGGGCGCACUUUGCUCUCUACAAGUACAUAUCCUGCUGGCUGCUCACUGAAGCGUCAUGCAUCCGGUUCGGGUUGUCGUACAACGGGUGUGCGCCGGCGGCGGGCGGCGCGCUGGCGCCGCGCUGGGACGGCUGCAGCAACAUCAAGCUGCUGCGGUUCGAGUUCGCCACCAAGUUCCAGCACUACAUCGACAGCUUCAACUGCAACACCAACCACUUCGCCGCCGAGUACAUCUACAAGCGACUCAAAUUUCUCGGCAACAGAAACGCCAGCCAAUUUUUCACAUUACUAUUCUUAGCGCUCUGGCACGGAACCGGGUCCGGUUAUUAUAUGACUUUCUUCAACGAAUUCAUUAUCAUAUUCAUGGAGAAAGGUUUAGAAUCUAUUUUGACCAAACACGAGUUUUAUCAUAACAUGUGGUCCAACAAUAUCGUGCAGUACAUUUUGUACGCCGUGCUGAAGCUGUACACCAUCGUGUUUAUGGGUUGGAGUUUGGUUCCUUUUGACCUCAAAUCUUUCUCCAAGUGGUGGAACAUCUACUCGAGUCUGUAUUUUUCAGGAUUUUUCCUCUUUAUACCGUGGGCAUUCGUUUAUAAGCCACUCAUAAUUGCUGGAAUCAAACACUUCAAGUUAAAAGUGAAGUCUCAAUGAAAUAAGGGUACUUAUCUAGGCUCUAAUAAGUGACUCAAAGUAAAGAUUGGAACUACAAGUGAUAUCUAUAAAUACUGGGUACUGUGAGUAGAUCCAAUAGUGAGCGAGUGUUUUCGUAGA